AUGCCGCUUCAUCAACGACUUCCGACACCGUUAAUGUCUCGAUAUCUCUGUGCCGACAGGUCAACUCGUUGUAGGCUACGCCGCAUCCCUACGCCGUGCACGGAUAUGGAACGCCCCCUCUGCAUUGGACGAUCUGUCAUUGCCGUCGUAACGCAGGUAUAA
This is a messenger RNA of Haemonchus placei, 162 nucleotides long. NCBI's taxonomy places the organism in Eukaryota, Metazoa, Nematoda, Chromadorea, Rhabditida, Trichostrongylidae. The record is from the annotation of a GenBank genome assembly.